AUGUUGGAUGAUGGACAGGCUGGUGACAUGGUUGGACUUCUGGUACGUUCGCUAAAGAGAGAAGUCAUCAUGCACUGGAUGGUGAUUGCGAAGCCUGGUGUUGGCACUUUUUCAACAAAGUUUAAGGCAGAGAUCUACGUUCUCUUCGAGAUAGAAGGUGGGCGUAAAACUCUUUUUUUCUCCAACUUCAGUCCUCAAUUCUUUCUAAGGACGGCAUAUGUCACUGGAAGAGUAAAAUUGGGUGAAAAGGUGAAGAUAGUCAUCCCCUGGUGA
Arabis nemorensis is the source of this 273-nucleotide messenger RNA. The record is from the annotation of a GenBank genome assembly. Lineage: Eukaryota; Viridiplantae; Streptophyta; Magnoliopsida; Brassicales; Brassicaceae.